CCUCGUCCCCCCGCCCCCGCCGCCUCUCGGCCGCGCGGCUUCGACGCGGAGCGAUCGCCGGGCUCCUGCGGGGCUGCCUGUCUCCCCUGCUGCUCGGCGAGGGCGGAGACCACUUUUCACGUGUCCCGCCCGCGCGUCCCCACGACCGGCCCUCCCCCUCUUCCCCCCUGGGUCGCGGAAGGGGCUCCAGAACCGCGUUCUCCCCGCGGGGUUCCAGCCACUGCCCCGCGGCUCGGCAGUGCCAGCAUGUUCGCCCGUGCGCCCCUAUUGCUGAUCGCCCUCUGCCUGGCAGCGCAUCCCGUCCACGGGGGUGGGAAGAAAUUUUAUCAUGGAGUCUGUGGAGGUCGUGAUUGUACAGGCGGCUGCAAGUGCUUCCCCGAGAAAGGGGCUCGGGGUCAACCAGGGCCAAUCGGGAACCAAGGAUCAAUGGGCAUUGAAGGCUUUACUGGACCGGAGGGAGUGAGAGGACUGAAAGGAGAGAGGGGUGUAUCAGGACCACCAGGUGCAGCUGGAAUGAAGGGAGACAAGGGUCCAGUGGGUGUUCCUGGAUUCCCUGGAAUUUAUGGAGUUCCGGGACACCCCGGUCAGCCAGGAUCCAGAGGUCUUCCUGGUUUAGACGGCUGUAAUGGUACCAUUGGAAGUCCUGGCUCCUCUGGAUCAGACGGAUUCCCUGGUCCCCAAGGACCACCGGGUCAGCCUGGUCCUAAAGGCCCCAAAGGUGAACCUGUUUAUGCCCCAGGGAUUUUUAAAGGAGUGAAGGGAGAACGUGGUCUUCCUGGACUGGAUGGUCCUAUUGGACCUAAAGGUUUUCCAGGUCGAUCAGGCCCUGCUGGUCCCAUCGGGCUACCUGGAUUUCCGGGACCCCCAGGUUUCCCAGGGCUCCCAGGAUCUGUGGGCAGUAGCGGUCUAGUUAUCCAUGGAGAAACAGGAGAAAAAGGAGAUGUGGGGCUGCCAGGACCAGCAGGGCCUCCGUCUUCCACAGGGACAGAAGAAUACGUUGGAUUGACCAAAGGACAGCGAGGAGCAAAGGGAGUUCCUGGGGCCAAAGGAAUUCCAGGCCCACCAGGAGUUCCUGGACGUCCGGGUUUCUGGAGCUUUGGAGAAAAGGGAGAAAAAGGCGUCCCCGGUUUACCAGGACCCAGGGGAGACAUGGGACAGAGGGGACCUGAUGGAAACAUAGGCAGAAAGGGAGUUGUGGGCGAAUCAGGAUAUCCUGGUUGGGAUGGCUCUCCAGGCGGAAAGGGUGAAUUUGGCGAUAUGGGUCCACCAGGCCCUCCAAUAAUUGUUGACAGAAAUGGUGAUGUCAUAUCAGGUCCCCCCGGAGACCCCGGCACACCAGGAAGCCCUGGACCUAGAGGAGAUGAGGGGAAUAUCGGUCUGCCAGGAUUUACUGGGCAAGCAGGACGUCCUCCAACCUUUCCAGGUCCCCCAGGUCCAACAGGAGUCCCAGGGAUCUCGGGAUUUAAAGGUGAACCAGGAGACCCAGGAAGGACUACAGUUGGAUCUCCAGGCCUACCUGGGAAAGAUGGAGAUCCAGGGUUACCUGGAGCUCCAGGGUUACCAGGUGCUUCACAAACGAUAGUCACACCAGGUGCAAUUUUUAGUGGAGAACCUGGGGAGCCAGGUAUCCCUGGACCAAGGGGACCACCAGGAAUCUUUGGCUUAAGAGGCUAUAAAGGGGACGGUGGUGAUUGUGCCUGUGAUGGAGGAAUCACAAGAAUUGGCUUGCCAGGAGAGUCAGGCAGCCCUGGUCAACCUGGCAGACAAGGUGAUAUUGGGCCGAAAGGAGCCUUGGGGGAUCCAGGAGAUGGUAUACUAGGUGCCCCUGGACCACCAGGUUUCCUAGGUCAACCUGGUCUCCCAGGCUUUAAAGGACAAAAAGGUGAACCAUCUUCAGCCUCAGGCAGAGGGCCACGAGGGGAUCAAGGGAAUAUUGGACUCAGGGGUCCUUCUGGGCAGCCUGGAACUCCUGGUAGGGAUGGCGUGAGAGGUGUCCCUGGUCAACGUGGUCUUCAGGGUGAUGAUGGAUUUGGCUUCCCAGGGGAUAAAGGUUUCCCUGGAUUACCUGGCCAAAAAGGGAAGUAUGGUGAAGUUGGCCUACCUGGCAUUGGUUUUCCGGGGCCAAGUGGACCUUUUGGAUCUACAGGUGAUCCAGGGAUCAGUGGCAUUCCAGGACAACCUGGACCUCCAGGGCCACCAGGUGAAGCUUUGCCCUGCAUAAUCCCUGGAAUCACUGGUCCACCUGGACCUCCGGGACCUUCAGGGUUUCCAGGUUCCAAGGGUAGCAAAGGAUAUCCUGGUUUUCCAGGGCAGCCAGGUUUCAAUGGCUUAAAAGGAGAACCGGGCAUACCUGGGGUGGCUCGAUUCCCAGGAAUGCCAGGGUUUCCUGGCCCUCCUGGAGAUCCCGGUUCAAAAGGACGACAAGGAGUUGAUGGGGGGGAUGGGGUGCCUGGUCCAGAAGGCUGUCCUGGUUUGGUUGGCCCAAAUGGAUCGCCUGGUGAUGUGGUUGGAGCUGAACCAGGGUCCCGAGGAGAACCUGGCUUGCCUGGCUUACCAGGAGAUAAUGGCAUUCCUGGAGAUUUUGGCUUUCCUGGAACACCAGGUUUGGAAGGAAAGCCUGGCCUGUCAGGUAGAAAAGGGGGACGUGGGGAGCCGGGUCUUCCAGGCUUCGAUGGACUGCAAGGACCACCAGGACCAGGAGGUCCGUUUGGCAUCAAAGGAAAACCAGGUCCUGUGGGAACCAUCGGCCUUCCAGGAUCACAAGGCUGCCAAGGACUUCCCGGAACCAAAGGACCAAGAGGAGAUGCUGGGUCACCAAGUCCCGCCGGCAUGAAAGGGUCCCCAGGUCUUGAGGGCCUGCCAGGACAGCCAGGAGAACGAGGAUUGCCUGGACCGCCAGGCCUCUGGGGCCCAGAUGGGUCUUCAGGUUUCCCAGGCUCAAAAGGUGAAAAGGGCUCGGUGGGUAUGACUGGUUUUCCUGGGAUGCCGGGGCCAACUGGGGUCCCUGGCCUGGAUGGCCUGAAAGGAACGUCGGGUGCACCAGGAAGAAAUGGAAACCCUGGAUUGUCUGGCUCACCUGGCCUCAAAGGUGAUAGAGGUGUCCGUGGUCCUCCUGGACCUCCCAUUUUCAGACCCCCAGAUCUGGCCCUCAGAUUCAAAGGGGACAGAGGAGAUCCUGGAUUGGAGGGACAAAGAGGAUUUCCAGGACUAAGAGGUGAUAAAGGAGCCCCAGGUGUCCGAGGGCAGCCUGGGCUUCCAGGGAGAGCUGGAUCCCCAUCUAGAGAGAAAGGACUGCCAGGAGACCCAGGUUUUCGAGGAACGUUUGGUUCUCCUGGGUUUUUGGGACAAAAGGGAUCUGGUGGUAUCUCAGGGUUUCCUGGAAUGCCUGGGGGACGUGGUGCUGAAGGUAUUCCAGGCUCCCCUGGCUCUCCAGGGGUUACCGGAUUGCGUGGUCCAAAGGGUGAUCGAGGGGAAUCACGAGGAAUCCCAGGUGGUGUGGGGCCUAAGGGCCAACGAGGGGACCAAGGGCUUCCAGGUGUAACAGGUGUCCAAGGAACAAAAGGUGACCCAGGAUAUUCAGGAGGUCCUGGACUAAAUGGACAGAAGGGGUCACCAGGUAACCGUGGACAAGAAGGACCACAAGGCUUCCCUGGAUCUGCUGGUUCGAGGGGAAACCCAGGUUUUCCAGGUAAUCCUGGGCAACGUGGACCUCCAGGAUUUCCUGGAAAUCCUGGCACUGCAGGACCAAAAGGAUUCCCAGGAUUCCCAGGACUGACUGGCCUAAAUGGCUUACCAGGCAACAAAGGCUCUCCCGGAAAACAAGGCCUGAGUGAAAAUGGACUACCUGGAUCGGCGGGAGCUCCAGGUGUCAAAGGUCAGCGAGGUGAUCCCGGUUUCCAGGUUGGAGCUCCUGGUCCUCAUGGACCAAAAGGACCUGCAGGAGAAAUGGGUCUUCCUGGGAGCCCAGGUUUCACUGGGGGGCGAGGUCCCCCUGGCAUCUCUGUGCCUUCCAAGGUCCCUGGGAAGCCUGGUGAUACGGGACGUCCUGGAGAAGAUGGGCUGCCAGGCUUCCGAGGACCUUCUGGGCCACCAGGACCACCGGGCCCAGCCUUCAAUCAAGGUGAUCGAGGUAAUCCAGGCCCCAUCGGUCCCUCGGGCUUCCCAGGUCCCAAAGGCAACGCAGGCAUUCCUGGACUUAGUGGAGAAUUUGGUGCAUCAGGUUUCAAAGGAUUCAGGGGGGACCCAGGUUUCAUGGGCAUGCCUGGGAAAGAUGGACCACAGGGUGAUCCAGGUUUCCCUGGGCCAAAAGGCAAAGCAGGUCCUCCAGGUUUUCCUGGGCUACAAGGCGCUCCGGGCCUAACCCAACCACCAAAAGAUAUCAGAGCUCCUCCUGGCAUAAUCGGAUUGCCUGGAAAGAAUGGCAACCCUGGUUUAAAUGGAGAUCCUGGCUUCCAGGGGCAAAGAGGACCACAAGGUCCAAAAGGAAAAGCAGGCAUACCUGGCCAGGCGGGAAAUAAUGGCUUACCAGGUCCUUCUGGUGUGGUAGGAGAUCCAGGUUCUCCAGGAACUCCAGGACUACCAGGAUUUGAAGGACGUCCUGGGAAUCCAGGUCUGGCUGGGCUGCCUGGGAUGCCAGGUCGUAGCAUUGGGGUUGGCUAUACUUUGGUGAAGCAUAGCCAGUCGGAUCAGAUCCCGCCCUGUCCAGUGGGCAUGAACAAACUCUGGGAAGGCUACAGUUUGCUGUACGUGGAGGGCCAGGAGAAGUCCCACAAUCAAGAUCUGGGUUUUGCUGGCUCCUGCCUGGCUCGCUUCAGCACCAUGCCUUUUAUUUAUUGCAACAUCAACGAAGUGUGCUACUACGCCAGCCGCAACGAUAAAUCCUAUUGGCUUUCCACCACUGCUCCGAUACCUAUGAUGCCCGUCAGCAGCUACCAAAUCGCCCAGUACAUCAGUCGCUGCUCGGUGUGCGAAGCACCAUCUCAAGCUGUGGCUGUCCACAGCCAGGACAUCACUAUCCCACAAUGUCCCGAAGGCUGGAGGAGUCUCUGGAUUGGCUACUCCUUCCUCAUGCACACGGCUCCGGAAGGCGGUGGCCAGUCCUUGGUCUCUCCUGGAUCCUGCCUGGAGGACUUCCGUGCCACACCUUUCAUUGAGUGCAACGGUGCCCGAGGAACGUGCCACUACUUUUCCAACAAGUACAGCUUUUGGCUGACCACGGUGGAGGCGACCAAUCAGUUUGCUGACUCUCCCGUUUCGGAAACACUGAAAGCGGGUCAGCUCCGGACACGGGUGGGACGGUGCCAAGUCUGCAUGAAAAAUUUGUAGCCAAGGCCUGGACGUCAGACCUUAUUCCUCUUAAGACCAAGAAAUUAGUAUUUGUGUCCCAGCUGGGCAAUUGACAUCUUCCCAAAUCUCCCCACAUACAGAUUUCCUCCUCUAACCAUCAAAAUAUGGUGCUAUCUUUCCCCCUUGUUUUUAAUCUUCCUGGCUACCUCAAAGUCCUUUUCUGCCUUCCCAACCACCACAUUCUUUUGGCUUUGAUGAACUAAACUGAUUUUCACAAGACACAUACAGAUUUCUUCUCAAGAUUAUGAUUGUAAGGUCUUCCCGUGUUUAGGGUUUAAGAUGUCAGGAAUUUCACCAAUGUUUUUUCCUGCAUGCACACACUCCUCCUCUAACCAUGUUCCUCAUUCAUAUUCAUCUUAAGUUAGCUGCUUAUUUUUAGGCCUAAAAAACAUAGUUAGCUGUCUAAAAGUGUAUCUGUUCUUCGAUCCGUGGUAUGAUCAGAUUUGAAGGUUCCGGUUUGUGAAAUAGUUAGCUGCAUUGAUCAAUGCCUGCCUGGCAAUCUAUUAAACAGCGAAGUGACAAUAAAAUAAACUUGUUAGGAGAGGAAAAUAUUGGGAUUUUAGGCCUAUUAGGAGGAUGAUAAUGUGCAUCUUUUGAAGAUUUUUUUAUGGUGAUGAUGCAAUUUGAUUUCACCUGCUUGAUUAUUCAGCCCAAGAAUGCUAAUCUAACAUUGUUGCUACUCUGCGUAAUGUUUUCCUACGAAUGUUUCAGAACCUCUCUGCUUAUUUGUUAAUGUGCCACAAGUAGCAUUCUUCGUGGCAUCCAAUGGUGCUAGUCAGAAGCCCUCUUGAACAUGGCAAAUCAUGGCUCAGAUGCCAAAGUAUAACUUGAAUUUAUCUGAUGAGGCCGCUCCUUCCUUUCUGUGCUGGGACAUGUGAAUGCUUUCUGGGCUCAUGAAUCCGUGUUUCAUGUUGCAUCCAGACUGAGAAACUGUAGGUGGGCAGCAAACCAACUUGAAGUAAUGGUUGCGAAUUGUUAAUGUGUUCCACUCUUGAUAACAAUCAUCCCUCGGCUUGGUCAUAACUAUGGUUAAUUAACCAACAGAAGAAUUCUUCAGAUCGGGUGAAGUAAGAAGGAAGGGGAAUGGCAGAGAUCCAGCACGUAGGAUCACUCAAAGAAGUUAGAUGCAGAAUUCACCCUGGUGGACUAGGAAGCAACUGAACAUAUUAAGAUGAUUUACCAAAGGAAACUUUUAUUAAAAACUGCUUAGUAGAAAGGUUGAAGGGUACCUCCUGGACUACAAUUCUGUUGGCUAAGAAUACUGAAAGUAGGAAAGUCUUAGUUUACAUCUCUUAAGUUAUCCUGGAAUUCUAGCCAGGAAGGAGUGGAUUAGUAAAUUGGCAUGUUUUCUAACAUCUCUCAGAUCUUAACUCUGUGAUGCUUCUUUGUCCAUAACUGCAUGGCCGAGCUGUGGUCUACUAACUCUGUCUUUGCUCACCUCCUUGAGUAAUGUCCGCCCUGCUUAACCCUCCCUUGGUUCUACAUUAUAAUUAUCUGUUUGGUCUUUUUUUUUUCUACAAGCUGUUUUACAGCCUUAGCCGAUCUGUUUCCACCUGGAGAAUGGGUCAACACAAUUACCUUGAAGACUAGCUUAAUUCUUUAAUAGCCUACUGAUAUUCGUGUUAUACAAAUGUUCUUGGACUUUAUACAGCCUUAAGAUGUUGAUCCAUGAAUAAUCCACUAUUACAGAUGUUGGCAUAGGUCAUAGGACCUUUAUGUUUAUAUAGCAGACAUAUUACUCCAUUUGCAAUAGCUGUACAAGCUAGAGCAAGUUACUAAUCUUUAACUAAAAGAGUUUCAAAGAUCAUUACUUCAACUCUCUGCGCUCUAGUUGUACAUGGAGAGGAGAAAAGUCACCUGCUGAUUAUUCAGUUGCAUGUCCUGGAUUUCAUUUCCACAAUAUUUUUUUUGGAGGUAGCUUUGGAAUUGCUGGUGCUUGAAAUAAUUAAUGUAGUAUUAAAUAGGUUACUUUUAUGUAAAUGUAACACUGAGUAGAAGUUGGAUGAACUGACUCAUCUGCCAAUAUUAUGGUUUUCUUGAUUUUAUUUUUACUAGUCUUGCAUUUUGUAAUGCACUGCUGAAAGUAUCUUCAGAGCACUGAUUAUAUUUUGACUCUUUAUUUUUUUUCCUAAAAAGUAGUAAAACAGCACAUCUGUUUUGUGAGUUAUAUUACAUUGCCUCCUUACAAUAAGCUUGGUAACUCUCUCCAGGCACGUUAUUCAACUUGUAUAAAUUGUCAAGUGGAUUUAUACUAAGCUUUGG
Molecule: messenger RNA, 7608 nt
Organism: Thamnophis elegans (Western terrestrial garter snake)
Lineage: Eukaryota; Metazoa; Chordata; Lepidosauria; Squamata; Natricidae
Gene: COL4A6
Product: collagen type IV alpha 6 chain
Exons: 46
Coding region: 247-5325 (1692 amino acids)
Cellular component (GO): collagen trimer; basement membrane
Molecular function (GO): extracellular matrix structural constituent
Source: RefSeq, a predicted model, not a curated record